GUCUGAGAUGGCCAUGAACAACAUGAACUAUAGCUAUCCAUCUGCAUCGGGCUUUCCUGCAUCAAACUUUUCACCACCUUAUACUUCAACACCACCUUCUGCUCCAAGAACUCAUCGGCCUAGAUUCGCUUAUAGUGGUCCAACAUCUUACCCUCGCCCACGAUCUUCUGCCAGUAAACCAAAUCUAGAUUCAUUAGCUGAUAGUAUGAUAAACAACUAUGGAAAUUCUACAGAUCUCUUUGGAUGCUUCAUUUUCAUCAGAGAACAGCACUUCUUAUAAUAAUUCAUUUCGUUCUCAAAACUCAAGUGCAAAUUAUUAUUCUUGCAAUGAAUCAUUUUAUCGUUCGCCUGAAAGACCUCCUGCACAGCGUGCAAACAUAGACAAUGUUGGUUAUUUACAUGAUCCGACUCCACAAUUCACAUCAUCAAAUUAUAACAAUUCUUAUGAUGUCAAUAGUGGAACAAAUACAGGACGCUUCCAAAAAAAUCAGGAAUUUACUCAAAAUUUUGUUCCGAAUCCUCCUGCUGUUGGAAAUAAGAAAAUAUUUAUUCAGCGAAAAUUUUUCAAGGCAAAAAGAAAAAUGACAGAAAAGGGCACGUGGAAAUGUGAAUUAUGCAGCUUAGAUUUCACUUCUCAUAUACCUUUGGAAAUGCAUCUUCGAGGAGCAAAGCAUGCAAAAAAAUUGAAAGCACAAAAUGCUUUGCAAGCUAUUAAAACCCAAGUUUCAGAAGGUCAAGACAUAAAUACACAAGGGAAAUCAUUUCGUUGUGAAUUAUGCAAUGUUAAUGCAAAUAGUUCUUUGCAAUUGCAGACUCAUUUGGAAGGAACUAAACAUAAGUCCAAAGUGCAACAAUUACAGCAGCCAAAAGAAGUUAAAACAGCAGGAUCAGAGGAAUCCAAACCUGAAGGAGAAGCAGCUGCACCGCUUCCAACAACUACACAAGUGAAUGGCAAGACUAAUGAAGCUUAUAUUAGACCUUUGCCAUCUGAAUUUGGAGAGCCACAACCUGCAAAAAUGGCUAAAUAUUCCUGUGACUUGUGCAGUGUAAUUGUCAAUUCAGAAAUUCAACUUCAGCAGCAUUUAACAAGCAAAAAGCAUCAAGCAAAGGUAGAAGGAAAACCACUUACUAGAAAGAAGAACAAACGCAAGCAGGCUGAUGAUCCUGAUGCAGAAAGCAGCAAUUUGGGUGAGAAUAGUACCCCAUCUGUGGGUGAGAAUAGUGCCCCAUCUGUGGGUGAGAAUAGUGCCCCAUCUGUGGGUGAAAAUAGUGGCCCAUCAGAAAGUGCAACAAAUAAGGAAACCAGUGAAGCAACAAAAAUUGUUAUGGGAGUUAAAACAUUGGCUGCAUCAUUUGUUCAAGGCGAAACUCUGCAGUAAAAAUUCCACUUCAGAAUAAUCAAAGGUGGAAACAUUUUUCAUGUAAUUACUCUUAUCAUAUUCCCCAUUUGCACAUUCCUAACUCAAAAAAUUUGUUUUUCACCCUUCUUGUAUAUUAAUACAAUAAACCUUGCAUUGAAAUAAAUUUAAAGGAAAAAUAUUAGUGGGCAGUAUAAAAAAAGACAUCAUUUUUUUAUUAUUUAAUAUUUACCUAUUAAGAAUUUUUUUUAACAUUUUGAGUGAUGCGAUAUUUUAAACUUCCAGCUGUUGUUAGUAAUGUGCAAAAAUGGAAUGAUAUUUGAUUUCAUUUAUUAUACAUUGCCAUAGCUUGUUAUUUCAAAUGAAUUGGAAGUCAUUAAAUGUGGAUUUUUGAGAUUGUUGAGAAUUUUUAAAAGUGCUGGUAGGCAACCUCAUUGUUGCUUUGAGUGUAAAAUAGAAUUCGUUCAUAUUUAUUUGCAUCUUUACUUUAAAUCAUUGCUUAAAAUAAUAAGCAAUUUUUGUUUUGGAAAAAAUUCAUGCCUUUGUAAAUGAUAAAUUUUCUUACAAUGGAGAUUGUAUUGGUGUGUAAUUAUGGACAAAUUAUGUAUCUUGUAUUAUAAAAUGUAUCAUUAAGUAUUAGUAUAAAAAAAAAGAAAAAAAAAAAAAAGGCCUACAAAUUAGCUUUCACUCCAUCUUGCCCUUCUAGUGCAUUUUAUCACCCUUUGUCUGUGCGAGACUUCAUCUGUCCAGUCCGUAUCAUAUAGAAGUAGUAGGUAAAGAAUUAAGGGGUCAAAAAUACAAAGGAACAAUUAUAAGAGAUUUUUCUGUAAUGAAACUGCUAUAAAGUGAUUGAUUGCUCUCGAAAAAUUUUUUAAAUCCUCAUGUACAUGAAAUAGUUUACAAUUUCUUAUUACACAUCUGGAGUUUCUUUCAGCAUUGCUAUUAUGUAGCAAUCUCAUUUGUAACUAACUGGAAGUCAUUUAUGUUUGAUUUAGUAUUUGACACACCAUUUAUGAUGUUUCAUUUUUUUUAAAGAAUCGAUGUGCUAAUAUUUCAUUCUGUUACAUUUAUAGUAAUGUUUUGUUAAUAAAAAUUUUAGACAAUGCUCAUUUUAGUACAACAUGUUUUUAUCUUGGAACAGGAAACAAUAAAUCAUUCUUAAAAUUGGAA
Stegodyphus dumicola is the source of this 2528-nucleotide messenger RNA. RefSeq lists its product as uncharacterized. Gene Ontology annotation, molecular function: nucleic acid binding; zinc ion binding. Lineage: Eukaryota; Metazoa; Arthropoda; Arachnida; Araneae; Eresidae. The record is from RefSeq and is a predicted model, not a curated record.